Molecule: messenger RNA, 6587 nt
Organism: Cinara cedri
Lineage: Eukaryota; Metazoa; Arthropoda; Insecta; Hemiptera; Aphididae
Source: the annotation of a GenBank genome assembly
AUGGGCCCAGAAUGUGCCUUUUCUUCGUCAGAAAAAUACACUUCACCAAUGGAAGGUGACUCUCUGGCAAGGCGUAUAUAAACGGGUGCAUCGCCGACAUCUAUCACAUCAUCACUCCUUCUGACACUUAGUAGAUCAAUUUUUCCUAUUUGUCAAUAUCCUUGGUUUCAGUUUCUUGUGUUGUUGUCUCCUUUGUAACAGGCAUUCAGUCUUUUUUAAGGCUCAAAGGAAAAGCUCACCGUUACAGAGCUGUGAUGCGCCACCGCGGUGGCGGUUUUCACAAAAUGCUUUUAUCAUCCAAGUACGUAUCCGUACUUAAGGACAGUGAUGAUUUAAUUAUGAUUUUGUUAGGAAAGCUUGUGAAUUAUUUUUAUAAAGGAAUUAUUAUUAACAACUUACAAAUUUUGGUUUCUAUUAAUAUAAUUUGUGCUAAUGUUCCUGCUCGCUGUUUUAUGUUAAAGAUAAAAUAUCAUUCUGGUUAUAAUUCAUGUUCACGAUGUAUUAAUAAAGGGCAAUAUAUGAACAAUCUAGUUUGUUUUUCAUAUUCAAAUGUAAAUUCUGCUCCAAGAAUUGAUGAAAACUAUUGAAAUUAAACAAAUGGAGAAUAUCAUAUUUCACCUAAGCCUUUAAUUAUUACUGAGCUAUCUAAUUUUGAUGAUACAAAUUAUUUUAUUCUAGAUUAUAUUCAUCUCACGAAUUUGAGAGUAAUGCGCAAACUAUUGUGUUUUUGGGUUCUAAAAAGCCCUUCAAAUGUUUGACUUUCUGGGAAAAAAAUAUGCGAAUUGAUUGAAUUAUUAUUAAAAUUUAGACCAUUUUUUACUUCGGAGUUUUAUAGAAAACCUAGAGUAGUUGAAGAUAUUCUUCGAUAGAAGUCUACAGAGUUUCGAUUAUUUCUAAUUUAUAUAGGACCAUCUAUACUUAAAGAUGAUUAUUAUAAUAAUUUCAAGUGUUCAAAUGUAGUUGUAACAGUUAGCAUAUGAUGCCAUAAGGUCUGUGCAAUUUAAAGUAUUAAAUGCAUAAAGUAAAAAUAUGAUGGAUAAUGUCUAAUGUAAAAUUUAAAUUAGUAAUUUUAUUUAAAAUAAAAAAUUAUAAUUAAAAUUUUACAUUUAUAAAAUAGUAUUGUACAAAUUAACUAAUCAACAUUUUAAUUUCAUUUGAACAUGUUAACUGGAUUAAUUAUUUUUAAUAAUAUACUUUAUUGUGUACAUAAUAGUACAUACUAUAUAACUUAUAUUUAAGUAUCCAAGUAACGGGCAACUAAAAAUACAUAUUAAUUUUGUAUAAACAUAAUUUUUUAUAUUUUUUUUCUUUUAAAAUAAAAAUAAAAAUACUUAAUUAUGUCAAAUUCUCUUUUGAAAAUUAAACGUUCUAAAAUUAAUAUAUAUAUUGUAGGGUACAUAUUAUCUGCGUCUUUCCAGAACACUAAACAUGUAUUAUUUGUAAGUUCCUUCUCAGUAUAUUAUACAAUUAAAUCAUUAAACAAAUUAUUGAAUUUUAGAAUGUAUUAAAACAUCGCCCUGAUUUAGUAAACAAAUACACCGUUAAAGGUGUCAUGGAUUUUGAAUGGACGAGAUAUUUAUGGAAAUUAAAUCAAGUGAUUAUAUUACUUAAUAUCACUUUAAAUAUUACACAUAAUUAAGUCUGUUAAUAAUGUAUUUUUAGAAAAUCGUUUAAACCAAUUUUGUAUAAAUUUAGUCUCUAGGUGGUGUGAAACAUCAUAAUCAAGAUACAGUGGCAAUAUUUAUUGAUAAAUACUACAUAGGUACUUACGAUGAAUUUAUAAACUACUUAAGCACUGAGUACAAUUUCAUAAUUAGUUUAUGGCCAUUGAAAUAUAAACGCCUGAUUUGGAACGAUAUUCAAAAUUAUUAUGACAAUCAUAAAGUAAAUAAUGCAAGAAUUAUAACUGUAGUAAUAGUAACUAUAUAUAUAUAUAAUGACAAUAACUAAUAGUAAAAGUAUAAGCAUUUAUGGCUGAAUGUAUGAAAUUCAGAAAUUGUAAUAAUGUAGGUAUUUUAUCAUCAAUUUUUACCAGGGUUUAAAAAUCGAAAAACUUAAUAUAUACGUGAGGUCGUAAUCAAUCGGCAAAUAAAUAGAAUAUCAAUGAAUAGAAUACUAUGUUAUUGAUGUUCUUUUUUCAGAAGCGUAAAAAUCAUUUAAAAAAAAAAAGUUUAUAUUAAAGUCACUGAUCUGCGUCAGUGACCACUAAAUUCGGGCAAUUCAAAAUUUUUCAUAUUGCCGAUAGUCCAUAAUAAUAAUUAAAUGUAUAAGUAUAAGUAUAUGUAUAAGUAUACGUACAAUAUUUGCUUACUUACAUAUUUUUAGUUGACAUUUGUCCGUAUGGUUUUUGACGUCAACAACUGGGAAAUCGGUCACAUUGUUUUUGCUGUAAGUAUCUACCUUAUUUAACAAUAAUAAUAAACCUACAUGCAGUGACGGCGCGAAGUAUUCUUAUCUUAAAUUAAUAUUUAAUUUCCACCCACCUACUAAAAAUACCCCAAAAUUUACUAAUUAUUUAUUCUUUUAUUGACUUUUCUUUUGUAAAAACAAUGAUUUUUGUUAUAUUUCUGAAUACCCAGACACCAUAACCUACCUAAAAACGCUUAUCAUGUGGAUUAUAAAAUGUUUUACAAAAAUCAGCAUUUAAACAAACAUUUUAUUCUAGCCAUUGGCAUUAAUUAUAUUUUGAAACUAAAAAUGUCUCCACAUACUUAUAUUCUUUCAAUGGGUUCCUAUUUUCUUCUUCUAUAAUGUUGAUAAUAUUAUCUAUAUAAUAUAAUAUUGUAUAAUAAUUUAUAGUAUGUAUGGGGAAUCAAUAUUUUAUAAAAUUAUAUUUUUAUUUUAUCUAGAUACAAAGCUGUUGAGCAAAAGCAAAUUAAAUUACUUUACUAAUUAACUUUAAAUGUAAAAUAAUUAUUUGCAUAAUUUAAUUUAAAAUAAGUGGCACUACUAAUAUCAUCAAUAUUUACUAUUACUUAUAUAAUUAUUAGAUUAAUGCAAACUGCUUUUUAAUUAAGUACUUAACUCAUUUUAUAUUCACCCUAUACAAUCUUUAGACCAGGGACUAGAACUUUUAAGAUUUUAAGGGUUUCCGUUAGAUAUAAAAAUUUGAAAAAAAAAAACUACCUAAUAGAAUAAUAGCGGAACUUAUUUAUAGAUAUUUAUAAAUAAAUCUAUUUGUAUUCUUUUUUAAUGGAAUUAUGUAAUUCUUCAGUAAAUACUACAACUAGCGGUGUAUUUAGGUUUAUUUAUUUUUCAUGGGGAGAGUUCGAAAAAUUUUUAGAAUACAGAACCGUGGGAGGCUUCACCCCCACACCCCCUAAUAACUCUUUAUUAAAUAAAUAUACCAUAUUUAUUUUAUAAGUCGAUGUAAAAUUUUUGCAAUACUAUGGCAAGUUCCAUGGCAACUUAGCGAUUACACAGAAUGGAAAAGUAAAACAUUUAGGUUAAGAUAAUAUUAAAAAUUACCUAUCUACAAAAACAUUAUCCAAAAAUAAAUUACAUAACAUUUUAUUCUAUGAUUACAAAACAAAAUCUAAGCGUCAUUUCGUCAAUAAUAACAUCCACAUUGAGGGGUAUGUCCCGAUUAAUUGACAUUAAUGCCAGUCCAUUAAGCUUAUUUUAAAUACAAAACAAAUUUAAAAUAUAAUUAGGUAAUAAUUAUAAAAUUCAUGAAACUAUUGAUAAAAAAUAAUAAAAUUAAUACGAUAAGAAAUGUUUACCGCACAGUAACAUGUAUAAUUUUUAAGCUUUUUUCAUCAUCAAUACGAUCAAAAAUAUCCUACCAUAAACAGUAGCCGCUAGCUGAGUUUCCCUGACUGCCAUCGACCUUUAUGACAAAAUUAUAAUUUACGAAUUUAUUUAAUUUUAUGUUGUAAUAAUCAUCAUAUUGCCAUCUAUCAGAUAUACUUUACGCCAUCGUAAAACUGGCCAGUAAGCAAUCUAUAAUAUUUAUAAUCAAUGGUUAUACCUAUCAAUUACCUGCUAAAAGGUAAAUGAUUAUAAAAUAAAUAUAAAAUUGUAUCGAUGGUCGACCGUGCGAAAAUUAAUUUGUUUUCAAUUUUACUGACAGUAAAUUAGUAUUAUUUUUCAAAAACAAAAUAUUCGUUAUAUUAUCAUCACUAUCUUCUCCUCGUGCAGUAUAUAAAUUUUUUUUAGUUUCCCAAGCGGUUUCCAAAAUAUUUGGGAAAAACCAUGUUAAAACGUAAGAAAAACGGGACAUUUACGAAAAUAAGGCUUUUAAUAUUUUAAAUUUUGUUAUUUGUUGUAAUUUAUUUUCAAAUAUCCCUAGAUACUUUAAAUUUGAACAUACAACUAAUAUUUGAUUUUUUUAGACAUAGUAAAAUUUUCAAAAUAUUUUUUUACCAUUUUUGAGCUAUUUAUAGACAUUUUAAUUUUUCAAGUUAUGUACGUAAUUUUUAUUCAGUACGUACUCGGUGGUAAAAUUGUUAGGCUUUAACAGAAAUGCUUGAAAAUUCAACAAGAGUUCCUUAAAAGUCGUACUUUUUAGUCAAAAAACAAAAUUUGAGUUUAACGUGGUUUUUUUAUAAAGAAAAUUUAAAAUCAUGUGGAACAAAUCUAAUUUUUAGUUUUGAACAUUUCUAUAUUACUGAUUUAAGAACUAUAGUGAAGUCAGAAUUAAGUAGACUGACUUAUUUUCGAAAUUGUAGCUUUUUGAAGUUCUGAUAUAAGUUAUGUUAAAUAACUCAAUAAUGACAAAUUUUAAAGUGGUUUUCGUAGUCUAGUGGUGGUAUUUGCUUGUCCCAGAUAUCAUGUAAGUUCAAACCCAAGUUCCGAAAAGUAUUUUUUUCAUUUGUUUUUUUUUCCCUUCUACCGAAACAGGAAAAGAACAAAUGUAUUUAGAAUGCACUUAGACCCAAACCAUCGCUCACUAAUUUGAUCUACUCGCACUAAAAAUAUUAAACAAAUAUUAUUAAAAAAAAUAUAUAAUUAAUAUGUAAUUAUUUUACAAAAAUAUGACAUAUAUAUUGUUGAAAAAGCCAUACUAUUGACCGAACUUCGCUCAGAAUCUUUUUUCGUUAGCAAUGGUUAAUCGUUGAGUACAGAUAUAGUAAUUAAAUUCAAUUUCUCCUCUAUCUUCCCAACUUUUCACCUACAACAGUGGCCCACCUAUAUGAGAAAUAUAUCCAUCUUUUUUUAGGUUGACUUUAAAAUGAUUUUAAUUAAUUAAUUAUAUAUUUUUUUACAGACCUACAAAAUUUGUAAAUAAAUUGGGGGUCUAUAUUCUGAGAAAUAGGAAUUUUUUUCAAUAGCCUAGAAGCGCCUUUUAGGUUAAUCCGGCUCUGGAUCCUUUUUAAACAUAAUAAAUCAAUAACUCCCAAUUUUAUGUUGUAUAUCUAAUUAUAUAGCUAAAUGAAAAUAUAAAUUACACUAAGAUUAUUACAGAUUGUUAUUGUUAUUGUUAUUAUUAUUAUUUUAUUAUUAUCUUAUUGUUAUUUGUCUAAAUAUAAUAAUGUAAUUGUAUAGCUGUUCGAAAAACUAGUUCCAAAAACAUGCGAAUAUUUUCGGCAAUUAUGCCUGAAUACAACUGAUGGAUAUACGAACAGUUCUAUUCACAGGAUAGAUGUAAUUAAUGGUUUUAUUCAAGCUGGACGUAAGCAAAUUAUUUAUUUUAUUAAGUGUCAUUAAAAAGUGUGACAAAUUUAUUAGCAUUAUACUAUAUUAUUUUUAUGACAGGUAUAUUUACUCGAACAGCUUAUUUAAAAAAAGAAAACUACUUGCUCAAACAUGAUAGAAGAGGCAUGUUAUCUUUCGUUAAUAAACAUAAAUAUUUUAAUGGUCCAGAAUUUGUCAUCAGUCUUCAACCGAAUUCGUGGAUGAACGAUGAAUAUGUAGCAUUUGGGUGAGUAAAUAAAAAAUUUAAUUAAUAUUAACGUAAUUAUAAAAACAUAAUAAUAUUAAUUAUCUACACAUUAUGGUACAGAUAUGCAGUCGAUGGAGAACAAACCUUAAAAUAUAUCGAAAAAUUUUCUGACACAAAUGAAAGCCUUAACCAACAAAUACGGAUAACUUCGUGCAACGUUAUAGUUAAAACCAUGGAUUCACUCCACUCCAAUACUCGUUCCUCCGAAACCGAAAUAGAAUCGUUUUUAAGUUCAAUUAUUCACACUGGCAUUUUAAAAUCAAUGUAUAUAAACGUGUAUGGAAAACCCGAACCACUACAUAAGCCUUUACUCUCGGAAUAUGAAUACAUGAAAUCAAUAGUUAUGAUUAUUAUGAAUAAAGUUUGGAAUAAAACUAUAUACAGCAGUUCACAACUGAAUAAAGUUUGGCGUCAAAAUUUUUACAGCAAUUCACAUGUGCCACAAAAGACAUUAACAUCUAAUACUUCAUCCGAUUGGGAUACAACAAAUGAAAUAAAAUCUAUAAUAAAAUUACGACCAUAUUCUAAUAAUGUAGAUAGAAACAACAAUUCUAGUAUAACUGCAAGUCCAAUAACCAGUAAAUCAAUAUUAUUAAAAACAAAAUACAGCAAUAAAACAACAAACGGAUGUUACAUUUCUUUACCUAAAAAACAUAAAGACUAUAGAAGAUGUAAACAAAUAUAUGAAAGUAUUUGCAAAUAA